UCUGCGUACAGUAAAGUGCAGUUCUGCAGCCGGAUGCUGGAGAUGGGUGAGUCGCUACUGAGGGCCCAGCUACCAAAGUCUUUGAACAAUAACUUACUGACUUGAUUGCCGCUGUUAAAGUCCUUCAGCUCGUUUCCUCCCCCCCUGAGCGACAGAGUGUGAUAGAAAACGUCUCCGACCGACGGGCAUUGUUAGCUUAAAAGAUAACGAGCUAAUGUUGACGAGCGGGUUCAGGCCCAGCCAGGAGUUCACAACAUUGUUUUUGUCUGCAGCGCCACUUAGGCAGCUAAUAAAGCAGAUGCAAUUAGUGAAACUCACUGCUCUCACACACUACAGCACCUAGACCCUCACAUUCAGCCCAGUUCUUUAGAAUUGUGGACAGUUUUCCGCAGCACCACCAAUUGUUAGCUUAGCGUGUAAACGUUAGCUAACUGGUUUACAGCUAGCUGACUGCAUUUAAAUAAUGACUUCCAGGAGGACAGGCUAUGCUGGUAGCAUGGAUUCCUCUCCGUCAAAUAGCGGCAGCGGCUCGGUCCAUAGUGGAAACCGUAAACAAAGUAUAAUCAACAUUCCCGACAGGACCGGAGCAGAGUCCUGUUACGAUCGCAAAGCAGACAAGGGAGGAUACGGAGCCUCGCAGGGCAACAUGACUGUCACGUCCCUGAAAUCACGGCUCGCUCCGACCAUCCAGACUGCCAUGUCCGCUGCAGUGGACACGCUGCUCGGCGAAGUGGUGCUUGUUCUCAAUGAGACCCAGCAGGAGCUUUUGCACAAGGAGCAGGAGAAUGAAAGACUCAAAGUGCGUCUGGAGGUGUCAGAGAGGGAGCUGAAGACUCUGCAGGAGUGUCUGUGUAGCGCUCAGAAGCUCAUAGAUCAGCUGCAGAUCUCAUACACGGGCCCUCAGAGUAUUGGCCAGUCAGUUUUUGCCCCUUCACUGUCCUCAAUGGCUUCGAUGACCUCAGGCUUGGAACGGGACCACCAGAACCCCAGAAAUGUGAACGGGGCAGGUGUAGACUUGGGUCUUGGUGGCUCUGUGGAGGAAUCGCUUCACGGGUUUGAACCAAGAGACGACUACAAAAUGUGCCAGCUUUCAAUCCAGCCAGAUGGUUCUGUGACAAACCACGCUAUGGACUUUCCAUCCAAUGCGUCUCAUUUGUGCUCUGAUUCCAGCAGACCAGAUGACAGACAGUCUGAAGGACCAAGUGGAGUGUCCCGAUUUGAGAUUAAAGAGGAGCAGGGACCGGCGUCAGGCUCUGGGCAGCAAAGCAGGAAGGAUUCUGGGUUGCGUAAUGACAACAGAGCUGAUGAUGGAGACCUUGGCUUCAGUCAAGUUGGAGGAGAAGGAGGUUCCCAACGUUCGUUUACUCACCCACUGCGUCACCAAAGACCCAAUGCUUUGCAGCAGAGUGGACUCGAUGGACAGAAAUUGCUGGCAAGGACUCCUGGAGCAGGGAGAGGAGACAGUGUUUCACCAGGCAGAGCAGAGGACUCGGCAGGACCUUCGGCCCCUGACACAGUAGUGGAGCCCUCUGGAGAUCGUCCUCACCACUGCUUGGAGUGCGGAAAGACCUUCCGUCUGAUCUCCAGCCUGAAGAAGCACAUCCGCAUCCACACCGGAGAGAAGCCGUACCCGUGUGGAGUCUGUGGCCGUCGCUUCCGCGAGUCUGGUGCGCUUAAAACUCACCUGCGUAUACACACAGGCGAGAAGCCGUACUCUUGCUCUGAGUGUGGAAACUGCUUCCGCCACUUGGACGGUUUGCGCAAACACCGGCGCACGCACACGGGAGAGAAACCCUACGUGUGCGCCAUCUGUGGGAAGCGACUGAGCCGCCUGCAGCACCUCAAACACCACCAGCUCAUCCACACUGGAGAGAGACCAUGCUGCUGCCCCUUCUGCAACCGCAGCUUCAAAGAGCCCGCGGCGCUGCGGAAACACGUCCGUACGCACCGGGAGGAGGGCGGUCACAUGGGAAUCGGUGCCAGUGAUGACACGGACCCAGACGCCAUGGAUGACAUUAAUAACCUCCAUCCUGCAGCGCCGUCUCCUCAGAUGAGGUUUGGGGAGUGGGGAGCUGAGGAGGAUGACAGCUCAGUUGUGGACUGUGUGUAGAGGAUGAUUGAAGAAGUGUUGACUGCUGGUGUUUUUUUUACCACAAAACAUACUCGGGGUGAAAAACAUGGAACCAGGUGUUUGUGUAGUUUGUCAACAUGAUGGCUGAUUGUUCCAUGCUGUUAGCAUGAAGAACCAGGCUACUUAUAACACUAGCCUUGAAGCUUAGUUUUUAUCUGACAUUGUCAUGUUUUACAUUCUUAGCUGUAAAAAAACAUUUUCUAAAUAUCCACUGUACAUUCUUCAACAGCAGGUGUUUCUUAGCUGAGUUGUUCAAGCAGCAGCAGUAGUGUAGAGUUUCUUCUUGGCAUGUUAAGGUGCCGGUUUGCCACCUUUCUGGUAAUAAUUUAGGAAACUAAUGGCGAAAGUAGUAAAAAAUUUCUUGAACGUACCGUCAAACAUCAGCUGACUCACAGCUUGUUUACACUUUGAUUUUAGUCAGGACGAAACUGUUAUGAUUCUGGCCGUGAGUUUUAAAAAGCUUACAGUGAACAGAAAUAGCGGCUCAUGCUUCAUGUAGGUGACAAACCAUAUACAAUGUGUAAAUGGGUGUAUUUGACCAAACCAAAUUGAUCUUGAUAGGUGAUCAUAGGUGUAUACUAGGGAUGCAUGAUAUAGGAUGUUUGCUGAUAUUUUUCAACUAAUUUUGGCCGAUUGCAGAUAUGUUCACAUGUUUUUUCCAACUAAUGUUGGGAAACAUCAGCACCCUCCUGUAGGGCAAUUAACCUGUUAUUAUGCUUAUUUUGAUAGCCUUCUGUCAUGUGCAGACAUAGAAUACAAUGUUUUUCCUUUUUUUCAACAGACAAAAUAAGAACAUUACUUCAGCUUACAUGUAAAACAUGCCAUGCAUUUUAUUAUGUAACCUUUUUUAAAAAAAACUAUACAUUUUUAGCUUGACAGGUGUGAUCUGUCUGUCAGUAUUGACUGUGGGUCUGUGCUGAUACUUCCUUUUAGAGCCUUAAUUGGCUGAUGUAGAUGACAUACUGAUAUCAUCAUGCAUCCCUAAUACAUGCCAUUGGUGCGCUGACUGACACAAUAAUUUCCAACCACAUCUAUGAAACUGACUGAGAAUAUAUUGUGGGCAUUCUCCUUUUUCUUAGCAUAUUAUACAUUUUAAAGACCUACUCUGGUGAAAAUAAGGUUUUUUUAGCUUGUUUACAUGCCCGUACGGUGCAUGUAAUAAGAAUUCAAAGCCAUGUGGGAGAAUUUUCACCUGAUUUUUUGAGGUUAAUUCACCAAAGGGGGACUUUAGAAAAAUGCAUCACUUUCUCUUUACUUUCAUGCAUCUUUUAAGAUUAGGAAACUAAAAUGUGUAAGCUCUGGUGAUUUUAGAGAUGACUUCUGUCUCCUAUCAUGGCAUCAAUAUUUUAAUCUCCCACAUCUGCUCACUAUGCUUCACUAUGUAUUCAUGCAGACCGAACAUUACAGUGGUCAGUUCAUCUUGUUCUUAUCUUGAGCCAGUAUGGAGGUGAUGCAGCACUGAUUUCUUUGACUGAUAAUUAACUGGUUUCUCACAGUGAUCGGGUCCUCUGUGGGUGUAUGCAUCACCUUUGAAGCAUUUGAAGGAUAUAUAUUAAAAUGUAAUGUAUUAUGAUUUUAGUUACGUUUACACUGUAGUUGUUUGUGUCUCCAUGAAGCAUGAGCCAGUCCCUUUUGCUCCUGCUCUGCUCUGCAUUAUCUCCUCUUUCCACUCUGCAGAGCCCUCAUCAGUCUGUGUGACUGAUGACUGUAACAUUAUCGAGCUGCAGUUAUCUGAGUCGGGGAUAUCCUGGUGCGAAGAUAUCAGUACAUGCAUUUAUUUGUUUAACCAAAACAUAGAGGAUUAUUUGAAAACACGGUCAGCUGCCAUCAUCAGCAUGUGCCCAGAUCAAGAGCUUAAACAAUUGUUUUGUUGUUUCUCCAAGUCUGAUUAUCAUCUCUCUUGGACCACAUCUUGGCAUUCCGUUUUGUUUUUUUUUUCAAGCUGCUACUGUAUGUCUAGAAAGCCUUUCCCUUUCUGGACUUGUAUUAAUGUUACCAGCCAGUUACUAGCAAACAGACUCUGGUGCUUGCAUGUGCAUAUCUGUUCCUCCGCUGGCAGCAGUGCCGGCGGCUGUUUCUGUAUAUAAGAAUGUAGUUUUAGUUAUUUGGCUCAAUAAGGGUUAACAUUUGUGGAAAAGUUCCUGUGCAACAAUGACUUUUUAAAAGAAAAACAUGCUUGGAAAACAUCAGUAUGCUAACAUACAGUGUAAAUAUAUGUAACGUAAUUACAAUUCUUGCUGAUGCUCUGACGUGCGACGCCGCUGAUGCAUCAGGUUUAACAGCGGAGCAUUACUCUUCUUGGCCUUUUGAGCUUAGCUGUCUUUGUCAUUUGACAUGUAAUACUACUAUAACGGUCUCCAUGUAACUAUGCUCUGUACAUUUACAAGUGUGAGUCAUUUUAAAAGACACUAAAGGUGGUAGAUAUCUGUCACUGUGCAUAUCCACGAUAAUUCAUUUUGUCAGGUUAGUCUGUGCCCCAGAUAAUCAUAUUUAUUGUUUUUUGUAUUUCAAACAUGGGGGGCCUUUGCAUGUGGAUUUAAACUGAAAUGGCAUUAGUCCUUAAGACGUCGGUGUUAAAUGUGAGAUGAAUUACUUUUUUAUGCUUCUGUGUUCAAAAUAUAUUCGGCCACAUCACACUCACCUGUUACCCACUGUAAAUGUUACUAUAUUAAAGGGCCACGUUUCUA
Molecule: messenger RNA, 4818 nt
Organism: Amphiprion ocellaris (clown anemonefish)
Lineage: Eukaryota; Metazoa; Chordata; Actinopteri; Pomacentridae
Product: zinc finger protein 879
Exons: 2
Coding region: 464-2110 (548 amino acids)
Biological process (GO): regulation of transcription by RNA polymerase II
Cellular component (GO): nucleus
Molecular function (GO): DNA-binding transcription factor activity, RNA polymerase II-specific; sequence-specific DNA binding
Source: RefSeq, a predicted model, not a curated record